AUGACCCAGACGCCCCCUCCCACCACGGCCGCGGGGCGGGAUUGUCACCGCCACCUCCCGCUCUCCAGCCAGGGGAACCCCCGGAAGGCUACGAUGCCUCGGGGGCCCAAAGCCAGGCUGCCCGGCCGCGCGUCCCUGAGGGAGACCUACCGGGAAGACGAGCAGCGGUGCUGCCGAUGGUGCGGUGGCAGCGACGGGAGGCGGGAGACGGCCCCGGCGGACGGGCGCGCGGGCCGGCCGGGGAGCCGAGGCGCGGGCGCCGCCUGCGUGGAGCCGCGGUCUCCGGCACCCACAGCGGCGGCGGCGGCGGCGGCGGCGGCGGCGCUGCGCCUCCAGUGGUCCGCGGCGCCGCAGCCCCUCCUCUCCCACGGGCGGGGCGCGCUGGCGGGGCGGUGCUCCCGGCUCCCCGCCCCCGGCUCCCGCUGGCUGGCGGAGCUCGACUGGAACCGCUGCUCGCCGGACCUGCUGGACACCUUCUCCGAGCCUCCCGGAGAGCCGCGGGCUGGGCGCGCCGAACCUCGGGACGCGCGGGGCCUCACUGCCUGGGCUCACCUCCGGCCGGCCCCGCUGGGAAGACCCCUGCUGUCCAGAGACCACAGCCGUGGAGCCCUUGACCCGGCAGACCCGGGCCUGAGCGCCGUAGAAACGACCCGCUUCGCCCUAGCUCCAGCCAGCGGAGGUGGGCCAGCUGGCCCCAGCGCUCGGGGCCCGGAGAGCAGCCGCUCGAUCACCGUGGGAGAGCGGAUUCGGAAGAGAACGGCAGCCCGGUCACCUCCCCGGAGACGAUGCCCAGCCCGUCUCGGGCCUUCAUUCAGGUGA
Rangifer tarandus platyrhynchus (Svalbard reindeer) is the source of this 819-nucleotide messenger RNA. The record is from the annotation of a GenBank genome assembly. NCBI's taxonomy places the organism in Eukaryota, Metazoa, Chordata, Mammalia, Artiodactyla, Cervidae.